AUGGACGACACAAACGAGUUCCCCAUGCAGGACCCGGGCACGCACCUCACCCUCGAGCUGCGCGGGACGCGCUUCGUCAUCGAGCGCGAGACCAUGAUGAACUUACCCGAAUCGGUCCUGCUCUGCCUCUUCCCCAACGGACUCAUCUUGACACGCCAGCCCCGUGUCCCCUCGAUGCUCGAUCAGGAUGGUGAGGAGGACGAGGAGGAGCUCUAUCUCGUCGACUUUGAUCCGCAGUGUCUCUCGUACGUGCUCAGCUUCUUCAAAACUGCCCAGGACGAAUUCUACGGCACCGCAGACCAUCCCGGCAAGUACCGUCCCAGCUCGGCUUACGGUACUGCGCUCUACAACUAUGCAAUGGCGUCCAACGAGGGCGCCGACGCCUUCACCCAGGGCAGCAUCUCCCAGAUCCCGCUGAUGAACAAGCAGCCCAUCAUCGUGCUGCGCGAGGAACUCGAGUACUUUGCCAUCCCUCCCAAGAAGGCGGCUGCGGCGGGACAAGCGGCAGCAUCCGAGAUCGAUCCGGAAGUGUUCGAAGGCACCGAGCCUUCGACCGGACACCCUACGCCUGCACUGCUGCGGCUCAAGUACAGCUGCGGAGAUGCGUUGCUCGACCGCAAGCAAAUCUUCACAGCGCUGCAGAGGAAUGUCAACAAGGAGAACAACCUGGCGGAGCAGCAUCUGAUCGACAUGCUCUGCAUGAGCGGAUUCGACCGCGAAGACACCUGGGGCUUCCGUGCGCUCGAACCGAAUCGCUGCUGCAUCACCUCGAUCGCGCUCGUCCUGCUCAAGACGGGCAUCACGCACGCGGGCGAGCUCGAGGCCGAAGGACUCAAUCCAGAGGCGAUGGCCUCGGGCGAGUACCAUGAUCCCACCGGACGUACGAGCAUGCUGUCCAAUUUGAAGGUGGACCACCAGCAGUUUGCGACCGCGCAAAAGUUGCUUCUCUUCUGGCGCAAACCGGCGAGAAAGUGCUGGUGGGACGGCAUCGACAUUGUGCUGCCCGCCUCCGACAAGGAUUCGCCCGCGCAAGCCGACCACGCCGCGCAGACGCAAGAACUCAACGAUGCCGGCCUCACCGCCAACGAGGCCGAGCUGCUCAAGUCGGGCAAGGGAAGAAAGGUGCGCGUCUGGGCGCGCAGAGUGUGGACGCUCGAGCUCAGCCUCAUUUGA
Moesziomyces aphidis is the source of this 1173-nucleotide messenger RNA. The record is from the annotation of a GenBank genome assembly. Lineage: Eukaryota; Fungi; Basidiomycota; Ustilaginomycetes; Ustilaginales; Ustilaginaceae.